Molecule: messenger RNA, 2022 nt
Organism: Caenorhabditis sp. 36 PRJEB53466
Lineage: Eukaryota; Metazoa; Nematoda; Chromadorea; Rhabditida; Rhabditidae
Source: the annotation of a GenBank genome assembly
AUGGCGACCACCGACUUUCGCCGCCGUUAUCCAUCCCUUCUCAUCCUCUUACUUUCCUGUCAGGUAUCUUCCGAUUUCUUACUCCGUCCCCCUCCAAUUCCCCGUUCCAGUCAGCCUUUUCGUUCUCAUUUGAUCAGUGCAAUGUGACCCGUUCUUGUUGGUUUCAUCCUCCGGAAUGCGAGGUGAAUAACUUGGCAGCCUGCCAAUCGGGAGUCGAAUGGCAGAUGCUUCCAGAAGGACUCUUUCUACAGGUUCCUCACUCCAUCCUUCCACACUCCUUUCCCGUUUUCAGUUAGAAGCAAAAGUCCACGAUCUUGAUCAGACUCGUCCGUUCUAUGCAGCGCUGGGAUUCAGCUUCAACCAGAGAAUGGUCAGUCCGUUCCGUUCUUCUAUUUCUUCAGAAUCAAGAGUUUAGGACGAUGACACAGUGUUCGAAUGCGUUGUUCCGCACACGGGCGACGGAAAAGUGCAAAUAUCAUUCAAUGACGAAACGUUCAAUCAGGUUCUGCCGCAGGUUCGUUCUCUUGUUAUUUUGGUGCGUGGAGUCUUCCGCUCUUGAAGGCGUCUUCAGUGUUGCUGACCGAAGGGACCACUUCGUACGUGGACGGGCUGCUCACUUGCAGUGCCAAGCUGCUCCUCGACAACAGACCGUUGAUCGACAAUGCUUCGCAAUUCAUGGUUCACGACCUGGAGACUGCUUCUUAUCACUUGCUGUUUGCUCGUGGAAGUGCCAACAAAUACAGUAACAUUUAUCAGAAUUGAGUCGAUUCAAAUGUUGCUCCUUUUCACAGCCCUUGAAAAGGACAUUCACUCGACGAACGACGGUACCCAAUUCCCGUGGAUGUCCGACGAACAAGUAUCCUUCUGUCGUACCAACUGCUCCUCUCCAAAUCUUUACCAUAUUGGGCAAAUGAGACAAACGUACAAUGUUUCUCGAUACUGGAGAUACAGAAUUGCAGUCUGGCAUGGUAAUUCCGAAGUGCAGUCCUCCCUUCAAAGCUUCCAAUUUCCCCCUCAGGCAUCUUGCUCAUCUUCGCGUGGUGGGUGCUCGGUUCGACCGGAAUCCUCAUCAGUCGCUACUUCAAGCCGCUGUUUCCCAGGAAUAAGCUGCUUGGCACUGCCGUUUGGUUUCAGGUUUGAGCCACGAGGGAAUCUGAAUCAGAAGAUGACGUGUCCCUUUUCAGCUGCAUCGAGACAUGAUGAUUCUGUCCGUAAUCAUUCAGGUCGUGUGCGUUCUGUUAAUUUUUUAUCAAGCCGGCUGGGUUUGGUAUCAGUGCUCGUAUAUGUGCACUUCUGAUGUGAGAGCGCUGAUUAUGACUUUACUUAACUGUACUAUAUUUACAGGAUUUCUCGAAGAAAAUGCACGCAAUUACCGGAUUCACAGCCACAAUUUUGGCUCUCAUCCAGCCGAUCUUCGGUUUCCUCCGCCCGUCCCCCACUUCCAGCAUCCGUCCUUUCUUCAAUUGGGGUCAUUGGCUCCUCGGAAUGUUCUCCUGGUCUGUCGCUUGUGAGUUCUCAUUUGCUCUUCUCUGAUCGUUGACUCUCCGCCCUUUCUUUUAGCUGCUACCAUUGUGCUUGCCCUUCCGAUGGGUAAGACCGGCCUCAACAGGCUAUACGGCCAUGUCCCCAACUGGAUUGUUCUCGGCUACAUUCUCUUUUUCAUCGGUUGCAACUUGGUAUUAGAGAUUAUAACGAUUGCAAGCAACAAAUCCAAAAUUGGUUUGUUCUCUUUCUCGGAAAAGUACAAAUCGGCCUGAAAGUUGUAUUAUAGAAGGAGUUCAACCGCAUCGAUUCACAGUCGGUCCGAUGGGAAUGGCGCUUGCCAAUUUGAACACUCCGAUAAAGGAUGCUCCGAUCGAAGUGCCAAAGGUUUGCCCAUGGCCCCGGAGACUUCUACGAACUUAUUUUCAGCGUACAAAAGCGAGAGUGACCGUUGUGGUCUUGCAUAUUUUGGUCAGCAUUUCCGUCAACAUCGCCUUCGCAGUGAUGCUCUUCCGGGCGCUCUGGACGCAUUCUCCAUAG